This is a messenger RNA of Lates calcarifer (barramundi perch), 5042 nucleotides long. Its product is annotated as death-associated protein kinase 3. Bases 146 to 1189 code for a protein of 347 amino acids. Gene Ontology annotation, cellular component: cytoplasm; nucleus. NCBI's taxonomy places the organism in Eukaryota, Metazoa, Chordata, Actinopteri, Centropomidae. The record is from RefSeq and is a predicted model, not a curated record. Gene Ontology annotation, biological process: positive regulation of apoptotic process; intracellular signal transduction; protein phosphorylation. Gene Ontology annotation, molecular function: ATP binding; protein serine/threonine kinase activity. The transcript has 6 exons.
UGGAGGUGAGCUGUUUGAUUUCCUGGCGCAGAAGGAGUCUCUGAGCGAGGAAGAAGCCACUCAGUUCAUCAAGCAAAUCCUCGAGGGGGUCAACUACCUCCAUGCUAGAAAAAUUGCCCACUUUGAUCUGAAGCCUGAAAACAUAAUGCUACUGGACAAGAAUGUGCCGUUGCCGAGAAUCAAACUCAUUGACUUUGGUCUGGCUCACAAGAUUGAAGCUGGGGUUGAGUUCAAAAACAUCUUUGGGACACCUGAGUUUGUGGCACCGGAGAUCGUCAAUUAUGAGCCACUCGGAUUAGAAGCAGACAUGUGGAGUAUUGGGGUCAUCACCUACAUCCUGCUGAGUGGUGCCUCACCUUUCCUUGGGGAGACCAAACAGGACACACUGGGGAACAUUUCAGCCAUAAAUUAUGAGUUUGAUGAAGAGUUCUUCUGUCACACCAGUGAGCUGGCCAAGAAAUUCAUCAGCCAGUUGCUGGAGAAAGAUAAGAAGAAAAGAUUAACAAUUCAAGAUGCUCUUAAUCACCCGUGGAUCAAGUCCAAUGAACACAAGGAGGAAAACAAAGCCCAGGAGCCAAAGAAACGGGAGCGGCGCCAGUUGAAGACCAAGCGCCUAAGGGAGUACACUAUCAAGUCCCACUCCAGCAUGCCACCCAACAACACCUAUGUAAACUUUGAGCGCUUUGCACAGGUGGUGGAAGACAUUGACCAGAUGGAGAGCUCAUUCAUUAGUCUGGCAGCUGCCCAUGACUCUCUGCAAGAAGAUAUUGAUGCCAUGGUGUCUAUAUACAAUGAAAAGGAGGCCUGGUACAAGGAGGAGAGUGAGGGCGUCCGCCAUGAGCUCUCACAGAUCCGCUACGAGUUCCGUAAGGUCGAGGCCUUGAAGAGGAGCCUGCAGGACGACAUGCAGGCUUUCAGCUCCAGCCUCGGCGCCAUCAGCAGCCGUUACCAGGAGAGACAGAACCACUUCGAUGCACUGCGCCUGGAGCUUAGCAAUGAGCUGAAAUGGGUGCAGGAGGUGAUGGGCUCAUUUCCCAUGGAUGGGGGUGGAGGAGGGUACUCCAACUUCUCCACCGUCUUCAAUAAUGAUGUAAAUGAGGCCUUGAAGGAGCUGCUGAACCGCUCCUGUGGAGGGGAGCUGCUGUCUGGGAUCAACCUGGACUUUACUGAGACUGGACAACAAAGAUAAAGGCUGUGUUAUAUUUUAACCUAUUUAAAAACCAUUAAGUAAAGUUGCAAUAGGAAGGUCUGUGUCAGAUAAAAAAACUUACACAUAUAAUAAGAAGUAAGUAUUGUCUUACUUUUUGUAUAUCAAAUUGUAUAUUUCCAUGUUAAAAAUAACCUGCCCAAAUGAUCCUCUACUAAUGUCACAGCCAGACACCACAGGACGCCCAGAGGUCCUGUGUCCAUACACUGACAGGUCAGAGCUGAUUUGAUGGUAGAAAGGGGGGCAUAGGUGGGUUGCAUGUGUUAAAUAACAUCCAGAUGAAUGUCAGGGUUUCCCAGCAGAACAUUGUAUUGUAACAAGAUGAUCAACAUGUCAGUGGUUGUUCUGUGUGUGUCUGAUGUGUAUAGCCAAUAUGAAGUCCUUAAAUUUAAGAUGCAGAAUUUAAGGAGUCUUACAGUGGUCUGUUUUGGUUCCUUGAAUCAGUACUUUUUUUGCCAGUCAUGCAGAAUCAGCUACUUGACUGUUUUUAUUUUCACAGUGUUUUGGUGGUGAAAAUGCUCUCAAAAUUGAUUUGUAAUACCAUUUAAAGGCCUUGCAAAAACAAGCAACCUUGCAGAUACCCUGGGCCAGCUGCUGAAUCAUGGAGCUAACAAGUGUGUCAGCUACGGGGCGUUAGUCGUGACAGCAGGGAACUGCUGGAACAGAUCGGAGACUAUGACCAGCUGGGACAUGACCAAAGCCUCAGAUCAGGAGGGGAAAGCAGCACCUCCUGAAAUCAACACCCGCAGAGCUGGCUCCCACACCAUAUGUAGAAACUCACUACUAUUCUGAGAGCAGAUGUGUAUUUGCGGGAUUGUAAUUAUAAGUAGUAGACUGGGUCAGAGAAGCGCUUUUCUGACAGUAUAACAAAAUAUGUUUGUGCUUGGAUCCAGUUUUGAGGUGUUUAAAUGUCAUUUCAGACUCACUAUAUUUAACCACCACCUGCAGUUUUUGCUUUUAGGAGAAUGAAUCAGCUCACAGUACAUGUGAUGAGCCCAUAAAAGCUGAUGUAUUCUCCAAAUGUGAGCCAGUUAACAAAAAAAAAAAAGACAGCAUGAGUGACAGAGUCCAACAUACUUAACCCACAGGAGAUAAAACAUCAAGCCCAGUUACAGCUUAAGGGCUGCUUCAAAGUGGCACACUGAAAGGCAUUUUACUAAACUGUACGUGUACUGGCUGUUAACCUUCUCACACCACUCUGAGGAAAUAGCUCUCUAUGAAUGACAUGGUGCAGUUGAAUGGUUUUAAUGCUGACAAAAUAAUCUGGUCUUUGUGAAUAAUAAGUGUUAGAAUUUAAAAUAUAAUUGCAUCUGAGCAAAUAUCCAAACCAGAAGAAGAUCUCUGAAACAGCAGACAAAAGUACAAUGUUAGGUCAACUAUGGAUAAAUGUAAUGUGUGAUGCACUUUUAAAUUUUUUUUGUUUGUUUUGUUUUUACAGUGUGUCUUAAAACAACCUAACCACUGCAUUGCUCUAUAAAAGUAAAUACUCGUGAUUUAAUACAGAACACAUUUAACAGAAAACCCAGCUAAAAACUGAGCUACUCUGUCUCAUCUGGACUGUGCUUGUGUGGUUUGAUCAGACUUGAUUUGACUUGAUUUCCUGGUAACAUAAAACCACUGACAGAUGAAGUAAAUAACAUUGAUCUUGUUACAAUACAACGUUCUGCUGGGAAACCCUGGGUCCUGACAUUCAUCUGAAUGUUACUUUGACACGUACCAUCCAUUUAGACAUUGUUGUAGACCACGCAGUCACCAGCACACACACACACACACACACACACACACACACACACACACACACACACACACACACACACACACACACACACACACACACACACACCCCCCUCCCAUGGCAACAGGGGCCUCCACCAGCAGGACAGUGCUCCCACCACACCACAAAUGCUCAGAAAUGUCUUGAGGAACAUGACAAAGAGCCCAUGGUGUUGACCUGGCCUCCGAACGCCCCAGAUCCCCAUCUGAUAGGACACCUCUAGAGGUCCUGUGUCCAUGCCCCGACAGGUCAAAGCUGUUUUUGCGGCAUGAGUGAGAUCUACACAAUAUCACGCAGGCUUGAUCAGAUUGGGAUCUACAGGGAGCCCAGGCCAAAACUUUGGGCUUUAUAUCAUGUUGUGGUUGCUCAGUGUAUGAGAGGCUGUGUUUCUGUGAAGGUUUUUCCUGGUAUUUUUCUGCACCCAGUUGUCAACAAUUACACCUGCUGUCAUUAUAAUUAUUCAGUAAUUAGAAUUACAGUUAUGCAACUUUAGGUGUACCAGUGCUUAAUAGCAGGUGCAGAAAACAGCUAAGCUGCAGGUGUUUUUGAAGUCUCAAAAGAAGAGAGUGACUUUAAGAAAUUUAAGUCACUGUCACUCAGAGACUCAUAUUGAAAAUGAAAUAUUAGUGUUUGAUAGGAUAAAGUCAAGAGGAACCUCUUACUCUGGAGCUUUCCAAGACUGCUUGUUUUUCUAAUUCCUGAUGUAUCAGUUUCAAGAUCAGUAAAAAUACGGUCAACUUGCAGAUGACCUCUACAGAGCAACGGACUGCAAAUGGUGGUGAAGGAGCAGACAGUGCUGAAGUUGAUGCUUUGGUCAAGUGACACAGUGUCAAGAAUUUAGACCUCAGCUGAGAGAAUUAUUGGUCUCACACUCCUUUAGAUCUGGUGUGAUGUGGUGAAAGGACAAUUCACAGUAUGAAGCUGUUAUGAGAACCUUGUCCUCAGCCCCAUCAACCCUCACACCCAACAACAAAUAAAACAGUAAAUAGUGUCUGUGAUAAGGUGUUCAGCUCAGGCCGGGCUCCUCUGCGUCUGCACUGACAAGAUAAAACCCACUUUCUACACCACUUGACAUGACAUCAUAUCACCAUUGACUGAAUUUCUGUUAACAUGCAGCACAGCUCUGUAACUCCCCUAUUUAGCAUUUUUAAUAAAUGAUUAAUAAUAGAUUACAAUGCAGUUGUGGGCAAUUUAUGAAUAUAUUUGUCAGCAGCUCUUAGCUCCUCCUGUGGACACACAUAAGUGGAGGCUGUGCGCCUAAACAAAUAAUGAAUGACAAUAUAAUAAAACUUGUCUCCCAUGUCUUCAUGGGAGGAGUUAUGUUGACAAAACACUUACAAAUGUCCUUAUAGUUGUGUAGAACUACAUUAUAGUGUGUUAUGAUAAUAAUUUAUUUAAUUAUUAAUGAUUAACAAUUAUUAAUGAUGUAGUGAAAAUAUCAAGAAAUACUGCAUAUUAUAAAUGACACUGAACAGUGAGAUGGCAGUGACCAGUACACACAGUUUCCAGUUUAUUAGGUAUACCUUCUUUUAACAGAUAUAGUCCUGCAAUAAAUCCUUCUUCAUGAAGGUUAUAAUGUUCAGUUUUUAUUGAAAUUAUUACUGAGAGGUGUUGAUCCACCUGUAUGAUCAUUUAGGAGGAUGCAGUAUACUGUUGAACUUUGUUGUCAUAUACAGAGAGCUGUUUGUGUUAUUUAGCCAGCAGCAAGUCAGCUACAAGCCUCAAUGCAAGAUGGUCAAAGCAGCCCAUCACAGUACAACAAAAGCCAGAGCUGAGCAUUUACACAUUUUGAACCUCAGAUGUUCCUUUAAAUUCUUAUUUAAACUUGAGAAAUGUAACAUAGAUGUAACACAGAGGUAUGAAUCAUUAAACUAUGCACUUGUUUAUGUAAAACUGUUAUGUUACUAUAUUUGGUGAAUGAAUAACAUCAAGGACACUGUGUAGCAGAUGACUUGGCUCACAGAGUACUGUAAAUACUGUUUAUCACUAGUGUAAUCACCCCAUUUGAUGCUCAACCUCUUUUGAUGCAAUAAUGGCAAAAUAAAAUGAAUUAACAAAGAA